Molecule: messenger RNA, 711 nt
Organism: Stylonychia lemnae
Lineage: Eukaryota; Ciliophora; Spirotrichea; Sporadotrichida; Oxytrichidae
Source: the annotation of a GenBank genome assembly
AUGUACUCUCCUGAAAAAGAUAAUGAUUCUUAAGAUCUCAUAAUGAAAGAUUAUUAAAUUCUAAAACAAGAGAAUUCAUAGCAAGAAGAGAGUAAAAUUAUUUUAAAAUCAGAAGAAGACAAGAUAAAUAUUAAUAGCAAAGUUGAAUAUUUUACUCUUAACGGGCAAGCGAAUUGUCCAAAAUGCAAGAUAGAAAUUGAGAAAAUUGAUAAGAGUAAUCACAUGAUUUGCUAGAAUUGCAAAUAUGAAUUCUGCUGGAAUUGCGGAUUGAAAGUUCAUCACUUCAUACAUGCAGAGUGGAUGUUCUUUAUAAGAUGUUAGCAAACUAUAAAUGUUAAACCAAAUUUAUGGAGAUCAUGCGCCUACUACUUCCUUACUCUAAUCCUUAUGCCAUUUAUACUCUUUUUUGCUUCAUUCAUUAUGUUUUGUGCUGGAGGAAUUCUGAUAACUUUAAAAGGGUACUAAAUUUCUGUGAAGGUUUUGCGAGAAGAAGAGAAAAUGGUAAAAGUUUUCUAUAUGAUUUUAUUAAUUCCAUCACUGACAUUCUCUUAUUUUGCUGCUGUUAUAGCAGGAUUACUAAUUUCACCUUUGGUUACUGCUAUUGGAUUAGUCCCUGCUUAAUUCAUUUACUUUUACCUUUUUAUAAAGAUGUCAUUAUGGCGUUCAAAGUUGAAAUUUGAUCAAGAUUAAACAAAAGAUGCUGAUAAAUGA